This is a messenger RNA of Trichophyton benhamiae CBS 112371, 1116 nucleotides long. RefSeq lists its product as uncharacterized. Gene Ontology annotation, biological process: tRNA 5'-leader removal; endonucleolytic cleavage in ITS1 to separate SSU-rRNA from 5.8S rRNA and LSU-rRNA from tricistronic rRNA transcript (SSU-rRNA, 5.8S rRNA, LSU-rRNA); tRNA 3'-end processing. Lineage: Eukaryota; Fungi; Ascomycota; Eurotiomycetes; Onygenales; Arthrodermataceae. Gene Ontology annotation, molecular function: ribonuclease MRP activity; ribonuclease P activity. Bases 1 to 1116 code for a protein of 371 amino acids. The transcript has 6 exons. The record is from RefSeq and is a predicted model, not a curated record. Gene Ontology annotation, cellular component: multimeric ribonuclease P complex; ribonuclease MRP complex.
AUGUUUGACUUCGAAGACCCAUUGAUGGACAAAGAGAAAUGCCUUAUAUCAAUCGGAAAUUUGCCUGUAUUUGUUGAUCCUACUCAGCCGCCCCAGAAGAGGGCGCCUUUUUCUGCUAUACUUGGCCAUGUGUUCAAUCACAAGGUUGAGUUAAUACUUCCACGACAUGUACACGAGGCAGCCUGGAGCUCAAUUUUGGGAGAAGUUAAGCCAUAUCAAUAUGCGCGAGCUAUCUUUCCAUUAUCGGGCUUGCUAGAAGGGGAAUUUUUCACGAAAUAUAUCAAGAUUGGAAAUGUCCUUAUGAUAUCAGAAGGAAGAAGAGGCAUAGACAAUGUUUACACUCUCAAAGAUGUAGGUGUCUCCCUAAUAGACGAUCUCGAUCUAUAUAUUAAUCUAACUGGAAAUAUAGUGGUGGAAAUAAAUCUCCGGCCCUCAUCAAUGUUACAUGGCAAGAAAGGGUUUGAACGGAUCGCAUGGGCGUUUAAGAAUGUUUUAAACAACUCUGUAACGUGGCUGUUUACUGAUUUAUCUAAAUCCCCAAGUUUAACGGAUGAGGAUGCCCCUAUCAAAAAGUAUCACCCACAAAUUAUUACACUCUCGCCAGCAGAAAUCAUGAUGGAAAAAGUUCUUGUACCACCCUUCGGUUCAGAGUCUCUCCUUCCGACAGAAGACAGAGAUGCUCUCUGUGGGACCUGUGACGAGUUACAGGAGUGGUUGGGCCUAGCGUCCUUGGGAUCAGACCGGAUUUUGGCAAGUGACUCAAUCGAUCCAUAUCUAAGCCGAUAUCAAGUUCCGCAGAAAGAGGAAUGUAAGAUAACAGAUCUAGUUAAGAUCACAUGGAGAGGUUUAAUACCAUCCAGCUGGGUUAUGAUGUUACUUUUAUCAGUAUUACGGAAAUGUGGCUCAAAGUCUACAAGUGCUGGCCACUGGUUUGGGCUACUUGUCUCAGCAAUGGGGAAGGAUGCAGUGGAUGGGAAGGAUGGCUACUCUGUCGUGGCAUUACCUUUUAGCAGUGCUAAGCAAGAGGAAAAUGUCGAUUCUAAGGAAGAAGAGCCCUCUCCUAGACGGAAAUAUAUCUGCUGGGAAUACGUUGGUGGCAAUGUUGCAAGCUUUUGA